AUGGCUUUGGCCUCCUCGAUCGCUGCCGUCGUAUCCUGUUCCUGGACAAUCAUAUCCAUGUAUAAGCUUAGAAUUCUGGAGCAGCCAGAGCACGUUCGCACUUCCGGCUAUGUUACCACAGUAUCGGGCCGCCCGAUAAAUCCUGUCCCGGUGCUGCAGCUUUCGUACAUUACCGGCGACGACUCGUCCGAGUCGGCAAGCCCUCGGCCGUCACUUGAGCUGCAGGAUCAUCAAGGAGACCGUUCCGAAUAUCAACAGCGGAUGCCAACUCCCGAGCACUCCAGCCAACUCAACCAGCCGCGCAAUACCUCGAGACCAACAUCCAAUGCACUGAAUCCUGCGCCGCUUGACCCGUCACCCCACGAUCCUACCGCUCUCGAAGGCCCACCUUCUUCUGUUGCAGAGACCAACUCGGACGAACAGAGCCGCGGGAACCGGAGCCGCGAUCGCAACGCUACCAGAGCCAUCACAACGCUCUUUGGCAGUCUCGUGUCGCCCAGUUACUUUGCUCGAGGACUUGACCAGGCCAUGGGCGUCUUCUUUGUCUUUGGAAACCUGUGCGUCCGCAUGGAGGGGUCGUUCCGGCUGCAAUUCACGCUUGUGGAUCUGCAUUUAUACCUCCCAGCUUCCGCAGCCUCGCGACCUAUCAGCCAGUACGUCAGAGCAGUCGUGUAG
Polychytrium aggregatum is the source of this 675-nucleotide messenger RNA. Its product is annotated as velvet factor. The record is from RefSeq and is a predicted model, not a curated record. The transcript is spliced from 5 exons. The coding region runs from base 1 to 675 and encodes 224 amino acids. NCBI's taxonomy places the organism in Eukaryota, Fungi, Chytridiomycota, Chytridiomycetes, Polychytriales.